AGCAAGAUAGAGUGGGCAUGGGUUUGGAAGCCCUCUGAUACAAAGGAUAUUCCCUUUGUGGCUUUGAUCAGCGUUGUGCGCACUGGUUUGUGACGUGGGUGUCCUCUUGGAUUCAUAGCUCCUGCUGGAAAUAGGUGAAAUGUUUGCACUGAAGAGUCUCUGCUAUCCAUGGAGGCUUUUCGCACGGUGAGGACUCUGGAACUCAGCAUCUUCAGGUGGUGGAAAAUCUCCAUGGACAGAGCUAAACAGUAUAGCAGAGCAUAACACACUCACCUGGAACUAACAGCCCACUAAACUCAAUGAGAUUUAUUGCAAGUUUACAAGCCUUGAGAAAGGAAAAAUCCCGAGAUGCUGCUCGUUCUCGAAGAGGAAAAGAAAAUUUUGAAUUCUACGAGUUGGCCAAAUUGUUGCCACUCCCUGCUGCCAUCACCAGCCAGCUUGACAAGGCAUCUAUCAUCCGAUUAACAAUUAGCUAUUUGAAGAUGAGGGACUUUGCUAAUCAAGGGGAUCCUCCAUGGAACCUGCGUAUGGAAGGACCACCACCCAACACAUCUGUGAAAGGGAUACAAAUGUGGAAAUCUGAGGUCUGCAUGAGAAAGACACCAUGUGAAGUUAUAGGUGCCCAGCGCAGGAGAAGUCCCAGUGCCCUUGCCACUGAAGUAUUUGAGUCACAUUUGGGAAGUCACAUUUUACAGUCACUGGAUGGAUUUGUAUUUGCACUAAACCAAGAAGGAAAAUUUUUGUACAUUUCGGAAACAGUCUCCAUUUAUCUUGGCCUCUCCCAAGUGGAACUGACAGGCAGCAGCGUAUUUGACUAUGUCCAUCCUGGAGACCAUGUGGAGAUGGCUGAACAGCUGGGCAUGAAACUUCCGCCAGGGCGAGGCCUUCUCUCGCAGGGAACAGCAGAGGACGGAGCCAGCUCAGCAUCUUCAUCUUCUCAGUCUGAGACCCCUGAGCCAGUGGAAUCUACAAGCCCAAGCCUUCUUACAACAGACAACAAUCUAGAGCGUUCUUUUUUUAUUCGGAUGAAAUCUACAUUGACCAAGCGAGGUGUACACAUAAAAUCUUCAGGAUAUAAGGUGAUCCAUAUAACGGGAAGGUUACGACUAAGAGUGUCACUGUCUCAUGGGCGGACCGUGCCAAGCCAAAUCAUGGGGCUUGUUGUCGUUGCUCAUGCACUGCCCCCUCCUACAAUCAAUGAAGUCAGAAUUGACUGCCACAUGUUUGUUACUCGAGUAAACAUGGACCUCAAUAUCAUUUACUGUGAAAACAGGAUUAGUGAUUACAUGGAUCUGACUCCUGUAGAUAUCAUAGGGAAAAGAUGUUACCACUUCAUUCAUGCUGAAGAUGUGGAAGGGAUCAGGCACAGUCAUUUAGACUUGCUGAACAAGGGUCAGUGUGUUACAAAAUACUACCGCUGGAUGCAGAAAAGCGGGGGCUAUAUUUGGAUACAGUCUAGUGCCACUAUCGCUAUUAACGCCAAGAAUGCAAAUGAGAAGAACAUCAUCUGGGUCAAUUACCUUCUGAGCAAUCCAGAGUAUAAGGACACUCCAAUGGAUAUUGCACAGCUUCCACAUUUGCCAGAGAAAACCUCUGAAUCCUCUGAGACCUCUGAUUCAGAAUCAGAUUCAAAGGACAACUCAGGUAAUACAGAGGACAAUGAGAAUUCAAAGUCAGAUGAAAAAGGAAACCAUUCGGAAAACAGCGAAGAUCCCGAAUCAGAUAGGAAGAAGUCUGGCAAUCAGUCAGAUAAUGAAAUGAACUGUAAUGAUGAUGGGAACAGCUCCAGCAACCAGGACAGCAGAGACAGUGAUGACAGCUUUGAGAAUUCUGACUUUGAGAAUCAAAAGGCCCCUGAAGAUAGUUUUGGCACCCUUGGUUCUAUGCAGAUUAAGGUGGAGCGCUACGUGGAGAGUGAGUCAGACUUGCAGUUACAGAACUGUGAGUCAUUGACCUCGGACAGCGCCAAGGACUCAGACAGUGCAGGAGAAGUCAGUGCCCAGUCUUCCAGCAAACAUCAGAAAAGAAAGAAGAGAAGGAAAAAGCAGAAAGGAGGCAGCAUGACCCGGAGAAGGCUCUCAAGCACCUCAAGUCCAAAUGGGCUUGACUCAGCAUUGGUGGAUCAGCCCCAGCUGCUCUCACCGCCAAACAGUGCCUCAGUGCUCAAAAUCAAAACAGAGAUCUCAGAACCUAUCAAUUUUGAUAACGAUAGCAGUAUUUGGAAUUACCCCCCCAACAGGGAAAUCUCAAGGAAUGAAUCACCUUACAGUAUGACCAAGCCCCCCAACUCAGAGCACUUCCCUUCCCCCCAAACCAGCAGUAGUUUACAUGUCUCCAUUCCAGACUCUGUUCUAACCCCACCAGGGACUGAAAAUACUGCCAAUCGCAAAUCUCAGUUCAGCACCUCAUCCAACUCCGCCUUGGCUCCUGUAUCCUCUGACCCUUUGUCACCACCUCUGUCAGCAUCUCCGCGGGACAAGCAUCCGGGAGGCCCCAGCACUUCCAAUUCUUUAUUGUAUACUGGGGAUCUGGAAGCCCUACAGAGACUGCAAGCAGGCAAUGUGGUCCUUCCUUUGGUUCACAGGGUAACUGGAACCCUUGCUGCCACCAGCACGGCUGCUCAGAGGGUCUAUACCACUGGCACUAUCCGGUAUGCCCCAGCUGAAGUUACUUUAGCCAUGCAGGGCAAUCUCCUCCCCAACGCUCAUGCUGUUAACUUUGUGGACGUUAACAGCCCCGGUUUUGGCUUAGAUCCUAAAACACCCAUGGAAAUGCUCUACCACCACGUCCACCGACUCAAUAUGUCAGGACCGUUUGGAAGUGCUGUGAGUGCAGCCAGCCUGACCCAAAUGCCUGCAGGGAAUGUGUUCACAACUGCCGAAGGACUGUUCUCGACUCUUCCGUUUCCUGUGUACAGCAACGGCAUUCAUGCCGCACAGACACUGGAACGGAAGGAGGAUUGAAAUAUGACCACAUACUGUGUUCAGUGUUAAACUCUGAGGCAUAGACUAUAUUUUAAUUUAGACCUUUAAUCCUAGCACUUUGAAUUUGAGCAGGUCAGCUUAUUCUCUCUGUAUGAUGCUCCCCAUUUCAUUCCCUUUCUCUUUAACUUGACUUAUUCUUUAAUGGGAAAGAUACUUUUAAUUUUGGCCUUCAGAGAACUGAAGUACCAGUUGCCUGCCAUUUUGUCUUCUUCCAAGAUGCAUAUUUUUUUUCCUUUGCAUCUUUAUUAAGAUGCCUUUAUAAUAUAUGUAUGCCUCUGCCAUAGAAUACUCAGUGUUGUGGUAAAGAGAUUGUAAGAGUGACAACCAUGGGGUUUACUUCAAAUCGAUCUUGAUAUGAUCAAGAUUAAAAGAAACAAGCAUAAAACAAUGUGCCCUGUUUGACUAAGUCAAAUGAAAAAGGGGUAUUUGUUCCUAAUUCCUUUAAAAAAAUAGGGGAUAGUAUUUUAGAAUUUUAUGCAGAGUUUAAUUCACUUUUUAUGGUUAAGAUUUUCUUACUUGCACAUACAAUAAUUUGGGUUCUUAAAAAAUUAAUUUCUGGCCUGUGAUUAGAAUAAUAAUAAGAUGGACUAAAUGUUAACUACAGAAACAUUAACUUAAUUUCUAAAACCAUGGUGCUAUCAUUUAUUAAUCUGUAAUGUCUUCACACAAUAUGCAGCUUGUGGGCUGGGUUUUUUGAAAGGAAUGUCUUCUGUGCUAGUCCAUAGUCAGGUGCUGCAGUCUCCUUGGUUAGUUAAGACAAAAGCCCUCAUUAACAUUUGCUGCAGGACUUAAUUUGUUUACCUCCAAACUAACAAGCCUCAUAUUAAAUUUAAAUGGAUCUGGAAGACUUUUCUUUUGGGGAGUGGGGCAAAUGUGCUAAAAAGAACAAGAAAAUGCAGUGAAAUUGACUCAAAGACCAGAUUUUUUUAAGGUGUAUAUUGGUUCUCUUUCUAUUUUUUUAUUCUCAGUAGAACUGAGGCUAAUUUUACAACUUCCAAGUAAAUGCGUGCGUGUAUGUGUGUGUGUA
Molecule: messenger RNA, 4011 nt
Organism: Candoia aspera
Lineage: Eukaryota; Metazoa; Chordata; Lepidosauria; Squamata; Candoiidae
Gene: NPAS3
Product: neuronal PAS domain protein 3
Exons: 14
Coding region: 300-2963 (887 amino acids)
Biological process (GO): regulation of transcription by RNA polymerase II
Molecular function (GO): protein dimerization activity; RNA polymerase II transcription regulatory region sequence-specific DNA binding; DNA-binding transcription factor activity, RNA polymerase II-specific
Source: RefSeq, a predicted model, not a curated record